ACGCGGCUCCCCUCAGAGCGCCGCCGCCAUGUUGGCGGCUCCCGACGGGGACCCCGCGGCUCCGCUCGGCGGCCCCCGGGCUCCGCGCCGCGGGCCGGCCCCCGCCGCCCAUGGCCGCGGCGGAUCCCCGGGUGUUGGCCGUAGCCGCCCGGGUCGCUGAGAGCAGGGAGCGGGACGUCCCGGCGCUGCUGCUGGCCUUGAAGGAAAUUUUAAAUACCCCUUCUUUGGGACGUAAGGAAUCCGAAAAAGUUAAGCAGGACAUAUACUAUUAUGAUCUGGCUCAGUACUGCGUGCUGGUCCUCAGACAAGACUUUUCUCGAGUGCGUGGAGGCUGGGCUACUGCUGCCCAGCUAGCAGAGAUACUGAGUCAUUGUUGUGUAGGACUAGAGGUGAAAGAAGAUCCCGAGGAAUUUUACACAAAAUUUCUUCCUUCAGCCAUAGACAACCUGCUGCUUUUGGGAAGACGCCUGCAAGCACGAUUUAUGCGAGCAGUCAAGGAUGAAGAAAAACAAGAUUUUUUACGCUGUUUCCGAACAGUAACCGAUGCCAUCUGCUGGCUGUUUGGUGGGCAUAUUCAACUGACAAAGCAUGUGCUGCAAAAUGAUCACUUCCUGCAGCUGCUAGUAACAGACGAUGUUGAAACAGCAGUUAUAAUGAUGUCUGUUUUACACAGUAUUUUGGGGGUCAAUAGUUCUGUCUUGCUUCAGGUUGAUGAAGAGACUCUUCACUCUGUUUUGGAUGAGCUCGUUUAUAAGCUUUCGUCUACCACCAACCCUGUCAUAGGAAAUGCUGCUACAAAGCUGCUGUUGUUGAUAGCGAAAUUUUGCAAUCAGCUCCUGAAUUUACUCACAACUCGCUAUAAAGGAUUGAAAGUGCUUUUAAGUAAACAGUGGAUUGGCAAAGGAUUUGACAGGGAUCUCAGUCAACUUUUGGACUUGCUAUACUUGGAACAAUCCAGUGGAAAAAAGGAAAUGCAGAGACUGCAUCAAGCAGCUUGUAUAAUCCAGGCUGCAUGGAGAGGAUUUCAGACAAGAAAAAGGCUGAAGAAACUACCCCAAGCAGUGACCAUUUUACAGAGGAGCUUCAGAGCUAAACGAGAACAGGAGCGGCAGCAUUUAGAAAAACAGAAGGAAGAUGAGGCCCUAAAGCUGCAAAUGCAACUACAGAGACAGAGGGCCAUGAGACUCUUCCAUGAAAGACAGCUGGCCUUACUGGAAAUAAUCCAUGCGAGUCAGGUAAAUAAGCACCUGCAGGAAAUGGAGGUAAAAUCAGCAUUAACUAUUCAGAGAUUCUGGAGAGGGUAUAGAGCAAGAAGAAGUUUUCAUCAGCAUAGACAGUCUCUUAAGGAGUAUAAAGCAGCCGUCAUCAUUCAGAGAGCAGCUUGCAAAUUCUUGGAAAAACAAAGAAGUAAAAGACCUCUGUCUCCUUGGAAAGAUCCCAAAGGACUGACUGAUGAGCAGAGACUGGCUUUACAGCAGAAGGUGGAUGACUACAUCAAAUUGCAUCCGGCUUCCCAAAUGUCAGAAGAAAUGAGUAAAGAAUUACAUAUGCAAGCCCAGGAAAAGCUGGCACAGUUCAUGUUGAGGAGCAAAUUGGAUCAGAGAGCAGCGCAGCGGAGAGAGACGUUACUGGCUCAGGUCAACACUGAUGUGGAGCUGCUAAUGAAUGCUCCACGGUUAGCAGAGACCACAGAGAAAGAUCUUGCUGUCUUUAUGAGUCGGUCGGUCCCUGUAGCUACCAAGGCCAAACAAUCCCACAACGCUAUGCUGAAGUAUGCUCGCUGGCCGUGGUGGAAGAAGCUCGGAGAUGAGUUUGUGGAGGAUGAUGUCAUUCCUGAUGAUGCCCUGAAUGCAGAACUUGGAAGUCUGUUUAUUGGUGGAAGGAAAUCCUAUUAGCUAUUGGUGGGAGCUAAUCCAUUUACAGGCAGAAGUAUCUGUUACUCAUCCAGACGUGUACCUUGCACUGUGUGUUCACUUGCUUGUGUUUUUAAGGAAGGAAAAUACUUGAAUUUGAAGACACUGAAAGAGACCAAGGCCAUAUUUUAGUGCAUUUUUCUAACGUUACUGAGAAUCUUUUCCAGUGAAUUUGCAAUAAAAUCCUAUUGAUUGUGCUAUUACAAA
This is a messenger RNA of Anas platyrhynchos (mallard), 2120 nucleotides long. RefSeq names its product IQ motif containing B1 (gene IQCB1). Gene Ontology annotation, biological process: cilium assembly. Gene Ontology annotation, molecular function: calmodulin binding. Gene Ontology annotation, cellular component: cilium. Lineage: Eukaryota; Metazoa; Chordata; Aves; Anseriformes; Anatidae. The record is from RefSeq and is a predicted model, not a curated record.